CAUCGCGCCCCCUUUUUUUUUUUAACCCGUGCGUCCUCCUGCGUAUGCAUAUAUGCGACGGUCUGAUUUCAUAACAUGGUGAGGAAGACAGGAAUGGGGCUCUGAAACACCGAUGAAUAUCAGCCCAUCGGUCGGCCCUGUGCAACGCAGCAGUUGCAGCUAUCUCUCCCUGCUGUACGCCGGUGCCAUGCAGAGGGUGCACUAAAGGGGAUGCGCUAUAGCGGAGGCUGCUGAUGCUGCUGUUCUUUGCGUCUUGAGCAUCAUCGCCGCGACGGCCAAAGAGAAAGACGAGGCGGGGGGAUCGAUCUCCGGAGCCAGGGACACGGUAGACAGGACAGCAGAGGAUGGAGUUCAAGCAUCUGGUGGAGGCGGCGGAGAAGUGGUGCUCCGAGAACCCGUUCGACCUGAUCUUCGCCGAGGAAAACGACGAGAGGCGGCUGGACUUCUACGCAGAGCCCGGGGUCUCUUUCUACGUGCUGUGUCCCGGCGGCACCGACAGCUUUCAUGUUUGGAGCGAGAGCGAGGAUUGCCUUCCUUUUCUGCAGCUGGCCCAGGACUACAUUUCCUCCUGUGGGAAAAAGACUCUGCUAGAGGUGUUGGAGAAGGUCUUCACAUCCUUCAGGCCUCUGUUAGGUCUUCCAGACAUUGAAGAUGACAGCUUUGAGCACUACCAUGCUGACAUGGAGGGGGAGCCUGGGCCAGACCACCAGCAGAUGGGGGUCAGCCAGCAGUGAUGAUCCACCGAGAGGACGCCCGAGCCUGGGCAUAACUGCUCAAGAAGACUUGCUCCUUGAUACCUUUGCUCACUUAACAGCACACACUCUUGCAAACUUAUAGUUGACAUGCUGAAAUAUUACCACCUUGUUCUUGAAUGUUUCAGUGGCUUUGCUUUCCAAAGAGUGCACUUUGUUGACCUCUCCCCUCCCUUUAUCAAAGACACACACACAAGCACACACACACAAGUUUGUAUAACCACACAAAUUAGGAGUUUCUAUUCAUUUUAGUAACUGCAUUUAUGCCAAGUCCUACCACCAACCGGAACCAUAACUAUUACCAGUGUAUUUCUAACCUUAAACCUAAUGAAAACUGAAUUGACAUCAUUCCUCUAAACCUAACCCCUAACCAUGAAAAAGGUGCUCCGCCGCAUUAGCGCCAGGAUUCGGUCCCUAUAAGGCCUGUUGGUCUUCAAAAGGUUAGUAAAUAUACCAGAAAAUGUCCUAAUUAGGCAGCAUAAAUACGUACACACACACACAAAUAACACUACACUCAUACUUUGGGGCUACGUGAGUUGUGGCCAUGUACAAGGCUAUAACAAGUGUUAUAAUCAUUCACCAUCCAGUUAGUUAAAGUUCCACAGCACAGCAAUAUUACAUUGGCUUUGUUAAGCAGAAAAACAUUUUUGAUGUUAAGAACCCCCCCACCCCACAAUCUGAAUGUGAAUAUUUUUCUGCCCGACAUAAAUGUCAUAUAAAUAAACAAGAAAAGGGGAAAGUCUGACAGUUUGUGGCUACGUGAGGCAUCUGAAACUAAAAGUCUAGCAGGUGUAGGAAAAAGAAGGGGAAGUGACUAAAUGUGCAGUUAGUUGUGACACAGAUUCACCCAAACAACGCCGAACAUACUGCAGUAAAACAGGUUACAGUGAUUCCAUCAAAGCAGCCGCUCCUUGUGUGGAAUAGAAACUCUGAAGCUUUUUCAGUAGCAUGGAUCAUUUUAACGUGUUUGUUAAUGUUUGUAAAGCUGUGCAUCGAAAAUUAGUUAAAAGCCACCCUAUGAAGAUCUUUUACCACUGUUGCUAUGUUAGGCUUGCCACAAUAAUAGCCUGCGCUGCAGCUUUAAUCCUUUCUUAUUUGGGUGUCUUAUCACCAUGUGACACCCUGCCUCUUGGAUGUUGUAGUCUUCCUGUUGGUCCAAAGUCUGCCUCUUUUACUGGGCACCAUCUGAGGAGAAACCCUUGUAAAGCUUCCCAAAAUUCCUCGUUUCAUGAAAUGUUUUGAAUUUGUUGUCUUAUUUAGGGGUUCAUCUUAAUCAUAGGUAAACAAAGGACACCCCCCCAAAGUGCAUGGGAGGAAGGUGGCUCUAGAUGCUGUUGACCUCCCAGUCUAACCUGUGUUGAACAAUAAUCAGGCCAAAAACCUGUGACUUUGAUGUGUCUUUGAUCCGUGUUGUUUGUACGUUGUUUACUGGCUGGUUUUAGGAGGAUGUGGUCUCCUGAGCCAGUUUGGUGCCCUACCCACACAUUAUAACAAAACAUUUAUAGUUAGGUUCACGUCAACUUCAAGGUUUUUAGGCUUUCAGUAUUUUCCGAAAUGAUUUUUGUAUGUGCAAAUGUCUAAAAGGUUCCUUAGAAACACAGCAUGUCAGGCCUGUAUUUGGGGUGUAUGUGGGAAUGGGGUUGAAGAUUAAAUUAGAGGUGGUGGCCAUGACAUCGUUUUAGAAUACUUGCGUAUUGGUUUUCUACAUGAAUGUCCGUUAAAUUGAACAUCACACAGUAAUAUGGGCUUAAACAUAUAAAGUACUAUGUUUGCAAAACAUACCUUCAUUAGAGAAAAAAAUACAUAGUUUGGUUACCCCAAAACGUUGGGGCCCCUGAGCUUCCCUAGUAAGCAGUUUCGUAAGUCCAACCUAGUGAUUAUAUGAUUCUGUGCUGAUUGGUUGUAGGAUAAUGUUGCUGAUGUGUACUUCAUGUACAGACAAUGCACAAACAUGCUGGUUCACGCAAACAAUGCAUACUUUGCGUGCUGAAGACACAUGAAAAGUCCUGUGUUUUUGCUCCCUUCGGCCUUCCAUAAUACAACUUUGUCCAAUUCUCAGUCAGUGCACUGCAAGGCUUCCUUUUGCUUUCUAUGACUAGGUCAACUUAACGGACUAACUACUCCUUUGCCAAAUUACUUUGGCUUGUAAAUGUUUUGUUAUUAUUAUUAACAUCAUUUGCCUGUUUGAAUGUUUUUCAUGCAGUGUAUCCUCUGUUUGUCUUCUGACGUGUGUGCCAUUGGUCAAUAAACGGUGUGAACUGAGA
Girardinichthys multiradiatus is the source of this 3016-nucleotide messenger RNA. RefSeq names its product maturin, neural progenitor differentiation regulator homolog (Xenopus) (gene mturn). The transcript is spliced from 3 exons. The coding region runs from base 345 to 734 and encodes 129 amino acids. The record is from RefSeq and is a predicted model, not a curated record. Gene Ontology annotation, biological process: regulation of signaling; positive regulation of megakaryocyte differentiation. NCBI's taxonomy places the organism in Eukaryota, Metazoa, Chordata, Actinopteri, Cyprinodontiformes, Goodeidae. Gene Ontology annotation, cellular component: cytoplasm.